This is a messenger RNA of Orycteropus afer afer, 918 nucleotides long. RefSeq names its product ZFP42 zinc finger protein (gene ZFP42). Gene Ontology annotation, molecular function: RNA polymerase II cis-regulatory region sequence-specific DNA binding; DNA-binding transcription factor activity, RNA polymerase II-specific. Gene Ontology annotation, biological process: regulation of transcription by RNA polymerase II. The record is from RefSeq and is a predicted model, not a curated record. NCBI's taxonomy places the organism in Eukaryota, Metazoa, Chordata, Mammalia, Tubulidentata, Orycteropodidae. The coding region runs from base 1 to 918 and encodes 305 amino acids. The transcript has a single exon. Gene Ontology annotation, cellular component: transcription regulator complex; PcG protein complex.
AUGAACCAGCUGAAGAAAAGACCAAGAAAAAGUUGCCAGAAAGGCCUGGGUGGAAAGGCCCUCGCAGGGACUAAGCCAAACCAAGUCAAGUCAAGCCAAGCACCACGGGCUGAAAAAGAACGUGCUGACACAACAUGGGCCUUACGUGAUGAAGAUGUAUACUAUGAGACUAGCCUGCAGGUCGUUGAAGAGGAGAGCUUCCCUGACUGUUACUUAGAAUGCAUAAUAAGAAGUGAGUUUUCUGAACCCAUCUUGGAAGAGGAUUUACUUAAGUCCUUGGAGUACCUGCAAGAAGAGUCAGAACCAGAGCUUGCUCAACAGGUUUUUGAAGACAACUCACUUCUUGGGUGUUCUUUGGAAUACAAGAAAAAAAGGGGAAAAAAGAAGGACUCUCAAGAGAUUGCGAGGGAGAGUUCACUUGAGUAUUCUGAGUACAUGACAGGCAAGAAACUUCCUCCUGGAGGAAUACCUGGUGUUGACUUAUCAGAUCCUAAACAGCUGGCAGAAUUUGCCAAAAAGAAGCCAAGAAAAAGUAAAGAAUAUCAUGGCCCAGACACAAUCACUUGUCCAGAAAGUGGAUGCACAAGAAAGUUGAGGGAUCAAGCCUCCUUGAGAAAGCAUCGCCUAGUUCAUGGUCCCCGAGACCAUGUGUGUGCAGAAUGUGGGAAAGCUUUCACUGAGAGCUCAAAGCUAAGACGACAUUUUCUGGUUCACACUGGAGAGAAGCCCUUCCAGUGCACUUUUGAAGGUUGUGGAAAGCGCUUUUCCCUGGGCUUCAAUUUGCGUACACAUGUACGUAUCCACACUGGGGAGAAACGUUUCUUAUGCCCCUUUCAAGGCUGCAAUAUGAAGUUUAUUCAGUCAAAUAACCUGAAAGCUCACAUCUUAACGCAUGCAAAGGCCAACAAGACUCAAUGA